AUGUCGAAGUCAACAUCAUUUCCAUCAUUGAUAGCAAAUUUAAAUUCAUUACAAACACAAUUAACAUGGUGUGAAAUAAUUCAUCUUGUUCUGGGUAAUACUGGAAAUAUUUUAAAUUGCGUUGUUUUUCUACAAAAACCUCUUCGAAAGAAUUCAUGUUCUAAAUAUUUUCUUGCUUCAUCUGUCGUUAAUAUAUUUAUUCUUAAUUUUGGUAUACUGACAAAUCUUUAUUCAAUUAACUACAGAAAUCCGUUGUCAUAUUCCUUUAUUUAUUGUAAACUUCGUACGUAUAUACUACAUUCAUUAUUAAUGUUAUCAAGAACCUAUAUUGUUUUGGCAUGUAUUGAUCGAUUCGCAUUAUGUUCUCCACAUGCUAAACGUCGUCAGUUUAGUCGUCCACAUGUUGCAGAUCUUCUAAUACCUCUAACAGCUAUCAUAUGGUUUAUAAUACCCAUUCAUAUUCCAAUAUUUAUCAUAUUUGAACAACAAAAAUGUGUUAUGUUAGGCUUGUAUUAUAUAUUCUUUAGUAUAUAUGCAUUGAUAUUUGCUGGUACAGCACCACCAAUAUUAAUGAUCACAUUCAGUUUAUUAGCCUAUCAAAAUAUUCGACGUAUUCGAAAUCGAAUUCAGCCAGAUGUUGGAGUCAGUCGAGUUAGAAUAAAAAAUCGUGAUCAUCAAUUAAUGUCAAUGUUAUUCGUUGAAGUUGUUGUUUACAUUUUGUCCACCGUUUUAUAUCCAUUAAAUACAAUUUAUUCCGCACUUACUUUAUAUGACAGUAGGAAAAACGCAGAAAGACUAUCAAUAGAAAAUUUUCUCACAUUUCUAACCGGAGCAUUUCUUUUAUAUAUAAAUAAUUCGUCAACAUUCUAUAUUUAUUGUAUAACGUCAAAAACAUUUCGACAAGAACUUAAAAAGGUAUGCAUUAAUCAUUGUUUGAAAUAUAUAUUGAAAUCUCAUUUUAAUCAAACACAAACAACACAAUUCAGUGACGUUGGAUUAACACAAAGACCACUGGCAUUCAAAUUAAAAUAUCAGAAAGAACGAGAUGUUUCGAUAUACCCUAUACUAGAAGUGUAA
Messenger RNA from Didymodactylos carnosus, 1077 nucleotides. Lineage: Eukaryota; Metazoa; Rotifera; Eurotatoria; Philodinida; Philodinidae. The record is from the annotation of a GenBank genome assembly.